This is a messenger RNA of Scedosporium apiospermum, 2112 nucleotides long. RefSeq lists its product as uncharacterized. Lineage: Eukaryota; Fungi; Ascomycota; Sordariomycetes; Microascales; Microascaceae. The record is from RefSeq and is a predicted model, not a curated record. Gene Ontology annotation, molecular function: serine-type endopeptidase activity; tripeptidyl-peptidase activity. Gene Ontology annotation, biological process: proteolysis. The transcript has 2 exons. The coding region runs from base 1 to 2112 and encodes 703 amino acids.
AUGUGUGUCGGUUGUGCCUUUAUGCGUAUCCUUGUCCAGUUUAAGGAAGCGGCCGUAAAGCGGUUCUCGAAACAACAUGGCGCGCUAAGAAAGGACCGCACCACGAGACUCUUCGACAAGAGCUUCGAUUUCCGUCUGAAUGACCAUAGAUACUUCCUGAGCUCGGAAAACUCACCCCGCCAAAGAACCCGCGCCAACACAACCUCGAGAGACAUGAGGUUCAACGAGUGGCUUCCGUUCAACUUGCUGCUUCUCGUCUCGCCGGUCGCAUCCACGUAUGAGCGGACGCUCAAGACCGGUGUGCUCGGGAGACGUGGACAGACACGCGUUCGAGCAGACCCGGAUCUAUCUAUGCCUUUAGUGAUCGCGAUCUCACAACAGAACGUCGGAGACGCAAUUAAUGCUCUUUUGGUGGUGUCUAAUCCCUAUUCACCCACUUAUGGAAAAUACUGGGCCGCUUCCAAGACCGCAGAAGUGUUCUCCGCAAGCGCUGAGGCCACUAAUAGAGUGCUUCAGUGGCUCUACCAGUCCGGGGUUCCAAGCCAACAUGUGACUUCCUUGGGCUCCAGCGCACUACAUCUUAACGUCACGGUAGCGGAGGCUGAAAUGAUACUAUCCACAAACUGCUACUCCUAUACGGGCAUUGCUGGUGGUGAGGUGUUUCUCGGUUACGAUACGUACGUCUUAGAUUCAUCCAUCGCCGCGUAUGUUGACUACAUACUUCCGUCGAGUAUCCCGUGGCCUCAGCCGGAACGAAGCCGCGAUCAAGUCGGCGCCAUUCGUCCUAGGAGUGGCCCUCUUCUCAGAAGAAACAGCAACGGAGACUGCGUCACCCGCACAACACCAGAAUGUCUCAGAGAUCGCUACAAGAUGCCUUUAUACAACGACUCGCAUCCGGGCAACUCAUUCGGUAUUUUCCAACCGGCCUGGGCAUCGUGGAGAGAUACCGACCUGGACGAUUUCUUCCAGGCUUUCCAUCCCGAACUCGACGGCCAAAGACCGCUCAUGAUGGAGAUCAACGGUGGCUACCGCCGACUCGAUGCUGAUGUCGACGCCUUCAAUCUAGAGCCCAACCUCGAUUUCCAAUACGCCAUGAGCCUAUCCUAUCCCCUCCCCGUCACAAACAUCCAGGUCGGCAGUGAAGACGCCCCUGGGAAUCUCAACACCAUGCUCGCGGCCUUUGAUAAGUCCUACUGCCCGUCCAUUGAUCCUGACCGAGACGCACUGCCGGAUUCUGGAUCGUUCGACUGCGGAACGGUGGUUGCGCCCAAGGUGAUCUCAAUAUCAUACGUCUGGAAUGAAGCCGACUUUCCUCCCGAGUAUCUUGAAAGACAGUGCCUCGAGUUUCUAAAGCUGGGGUUACAAGGGGUCACUGUCAUUGUCUCAAGUGGGGAUUCAGGCCCCGCGAAGCACCCUGAAGGUACGUGUCUGGGCACUGCCACAGAUACGCAGUCUGGCGAGGAUGGACGCGGCGCGUUCUCACCAGCGUGGCCGGCUUCGUGCCCUUGGGUGACGGUUGUGGGCGGCACGCAGCUGUCUGUGGUUAACGAAGGAGCCGUGGCAUGGCGCAAUCAACCGUCAACGGGAUCCCCGCCAUAUCUAAUCACCGAGGUGACUUACUCUCGCGUUGUGAAUAAGGCCAAGCGCAGCAGUGGAGGAGGAUUCAGUACAAGAUUCCCAUCACCAGAGUACCAGAGAAGGACGGCGGCCCGGUACAUAGGUCUGGAAAGAGAACAUCUCGAGUCCUUCCAACAUCAGUUUAAUUCUUCUGGACGCGGAUACCCCGACGUUUCCAUCCUCGCCUCUGCAUACCAAGUCAUGACGGGAGGAAAGCAAAAGUCCGUCUACGGAACCUCUGCCUCGGCGCCCGUCUUCGGGUCCAUGAUAGCCCAAAUCAACGACGCGCGGCUAAAGGCUGGGAAGUCCUCCGUUGGAUUCAUCAACCCCGUGCUUUACGCGAACCCGGGGGCCUUUAAUGACAUUGUGUUGGGAUCAAAUUCUGGGUGCGGUAUCGACGAGGCCUUCCGGGCUGGGGAAGAUUGGGAUGCGGCGACGGGACUAGGAAGCCCGGAUUAUCAGAAAUUGCUCGAUGUGUUUAUGGGAUUGGAUUGA